AUUGCUAAUUUAAGAACUUAUUUUCAGAUGCAGGCUGAAACAUCUACUCUACACCGCGCAAUUUGCGCAGUAGAUGACACAACACCGAUCAAACUGAGGGAACCAGAAAUGCGCAUAAACCACCUUACUAAGGACGAAAAACUGCGCACCUGGAUGGGUAAACCUCUGCACGGGCGACAUCCCAAUGAGAUCAGCCAAGACUAUGUUGACAAUACAGCGUCGAACUAUUGGUUGACAUCAGGAAAGAUGUUCCCUGAAACGGAGGGUUCAUUACUGGCCAUUCAGGAUCAGGUUAUACCAACCAGAAAUUACCUGAAAUAUAUCGUCAAAGACCCUCAGGUUCAAAACGACAGAUGCCGAUAUGGAUGUCAAGCCCAAGAAACCAUCCAACAUCUUACAGGGGGCUGCCAGGCAUUUGCUGCAAUUGAAUACAAGGAACGGCAUGACGCAGUGGGAAAAAUCCUUCAUCAAGAGAUAGCUAUCAAGCUGGGACUCCUCCAAACGGACCAUCUCACGUAUUAUCAAUACGUCCCUGAGAGUAUGCUUGAGGAUGGCAACUACAAGCUAUACUGGGACCGCACUGUGCUCACAGACCAAACAGUGGCACAUAAUAGACCAGAUCUCGUACUAGUUAAUAAAUUAACAAGACAAACAACACUAAUUGAUGUGGCGAUACCUAACAACAAUAAUCUACGUAGUAAAUUCACUGAAAAGAUCGCCAAGUACAGAGAUCUAGAAAUUCAAAUACGAAGGCAAUGGAGAAUGCAAAGUACCCAGACGAUACCUAUUGUUAUAUCUACUACUGGAGUCAUUCUGAAGAACCUCCUCGAAAGCAUACAAAGGCUGGGUCUAAAUGAACAUCUUUACAAGACCAUGCAGAAAGCUGUACUACUCACAACGGCCAGAUGUGUACGAAAAUUUUUGGGAGAUACACCUGCAUACCAAGCCACCUAGGGCUCGAUAACACGGAAAGAGUCCCACCAGAGCUCAAUCCUUUUGAUACCGUAGGUAUCUGGGAUGAGUCAAUUUUCCCCCUUAGA
This is a messenger RNA of Diabrotica virgifera virgifera (western corn rootworm), 1040 nucleotides long. RefSeq lists its product as uncharacterized. The record is from RefSeq and is a predicted model, not a curated record. The coding region runs from base 28 to 954 and encodes 308 amino acids. NCBI's taxonomy places the organism in Eukaryota, Metazoa, Arthropoda, Insecta, Coleoptera, Chrysomelidae. The transcript has 2 exons.